Messenger RNA from Equus quagga, 3370 nucleotides. It is a transcript of the gene CCDC27, whose product is annotated as coiled-coil domain containing 27. The transcript has 12 exons. The record is from RefSeq and is a predicted model, not a curated record. NCBI's taxonomy places the organism in Eukaryota, Metazoa, Chordata, Mammalia, Perissodactyla, Equidae. The coding region runs from base 79 to 2340 and encodes 753 amino acids.
ACGUCUCCCAGGCUUGUAACAUCCUGAGAUGUAGCGGAAACAGCUUCCAGGGCCCCUCCCAGUAGAAAAUUAACACGAAUGACGUGCCCUGUUUCUAUGGAGACAUCUGUGAUGCCAUACACUGCUCCCAGGAUCCGAGAGGACAUGGAAUUUCAGAAGCUGGUCUCCUGCUGGCCUGUGUCAGGGGCAACUCCACGCUGGGGGCCGUGCUCCCCUCACACCCUGCUCCAGACCGAGAUGCCCAUAGGAGCAGUCUGUCUAAGUUAUCAUUCAGGAGGCAACCCUUGGUCCUUUUGUCCCACCCUCCCGAUGUUGCCUAUCGGAACCAGCACACCCAAGAAGCGGAGUCUGGCGCCCAACUUGAUGGAGAAGGGCCUGAUGGUCCUCCGGAGUGUGGCCAGCCGGGACUACCAGGCCCCAGAAUGGAAACUUCGCCAGAAACAGCGCUCCCUCAGCAAGUCGGCUCAGGCCAUCAGCAGCUACUACAGGAAGAUGGUAUGGGGUCUCGAGGGAGGGUGGCCGGCCACGUGCAGCUCACUUGGAGAUGACCUGCUUCUCCUGCUUGACGAAAGGCCUCACGGGCUGGUCAGCCCAUACAGCAUUCCAAAUAUGUUUUGCGAAUCCAGGCAAGUCGCCAGUGCCGAGGACACCAGCUUUGUGUCUGGAAUGGAGGAACUACGAAAGGCAUUUCUCAUGCGUCCUGGCUGCCCCCAGUUUAGCACCAGGGCCACGUCCAUGUCUCACUUUGGUUCAGCCACGACCGUCGCUCUGCCAGAGGAACUGUGUGUCAGCCCCAGGACCUGGAGGAAGAGUGAUGACUUAUUCGACAGCCAGCAGGGUUCAGAUGUGAAGGCGGACGGGCACCUGCUCCCCUUCAGCAAGAGUGCCUGCGAGUUCAAUUACUUGCGGAAGAAGAGCGAAGAGUUGAGCCCGGUCACCAGCACCUCGGUCCUAGAGCAGAGCCACCCGACAAAGCAGACACCCUGGUACAUCUCGGUCAUCCACGAGAAGGACCGCUGCCUGUUCACGCUGGGGGAGGAAGUCCAGCGCCUCUCUGAGCUGCAGGUGCAGGUUCAGAAGAAAGACGAGGAGAUCUUGGCCCUCCAGGAGGAGCGGGAGGCCCUGAAGAGGCAGCUGAAAUACCUCCUCAAAAGCAAAGGCGAAGAGGCCUCAGGGUACCAGGGCAUGCGGGAGCGGUCCUCAGAGUCUGCACCAAAGGUGGUGGGGAGGCUGAGCAUCCUGAAAUCGUUCUACAGAGAUGAGGAGGAGCAGCACUGGUGGCGGCACAGUGCCCCUGCCCAGCAUCCAUCCCUCUCUCAGAUGCAAGAGGAGUAUGCCGUGAGCGACAGAGGCAAGGACCUGGAGGCAGGCGGUGUUGAAGAGGAAGAGAGCCUGGAAGGGGAGGCCGAGAGGGCAGCGGACAAGGGAGCACAGGACCAUGAGGGUGGGACGGGGUCUGUGCAAGAGGAAAGAGGUCAGGAGGAGGAGGAGGAAGUGGAAGUGGAAGAGGAAAAGGAGGUGCAGGAGGAGGAGGACGCCGACGCCAACCUCGGCAGGAAGAGGACUUGGUCCCUGGACGAGGUGUUUGAGCAGGAGCUGAUGGCGCAGCUGGAGGAGUAUGAGCAGGUGAUCCAGGAGUUCCAGUUCGAGCUGGAGAUCACUAAGACCAGAUACUCCCUUGCAAUAGGGGUCAUCACAUCUUUGCAACGACAAGUGGAUUUCCAAGAAUCCCAGCUGCAAAAGAUCAACACGGAAAACGAGAUGCUGGAGAAGGAGCUGCGAGAGCGGAAGCGUCAGUUACAGGCCAUGUCGGACAAGUUCUCCAACCUCCGAGAAGACAAGAAGCACACAGAGAUGAUGGGGCUCAUUGAGAAGGACAACCAUCUUCUCCGACAGAAAGUGUUGGAGCUGGAGAGUGAACUCACCAAGCGGGAGCAGACCAUCUCGGAGUGUGACGCCAAGGUCAGCCAGCUGCAGGCCCAGGUGGACCUGAACCAGAAGCACCUGCAGAGAUGGAAGCAGCUGCAGGAGGAGAUGCAGAACAAGAAUGAGAUGGUCCAGCAGGCAGAGCAGCGGGCCCUCAUGGCCCUGGAGAUCGCCCACUCCAGGCUUGAAAGACUGAGAAACAAGAUCAUCCAGGCCACCUUCAGCACCUCAGGCAUCAAGUCCUUGGCCACCGAGAUCUCUGACAAUGACAUCCUGGAAGUCCUACAGAAGAUCAUCUCGGAGAGAACCGACUACUACAAUCAGUUGAAAAUGAAAGGGGUCAAAGUUCCUCCCCUGCAGCAGCUGGAAAUCUUAUCCUCGGUGGGCAAACCCAAGAAGCCGGCCGCCAAGUAGGCCCCGCCCCACCCCCAGGUCUGGCCGGCCGCGGAGGCAGGACCCGCUGGGGAAGCGUCCCUGCGCCCUGCGGCCCCGCCUCUGCGCGCUGAUUCCGGAGUAAACCUUGCUGUUGGCCACGGUCUCACCUUUUCCUUCCUGGGACUCAGAGGAGGCUUGGGCUAUAUCGACACCCCUGAUUCCAAUACUCACUCCUUGGGGGUCAGCACAGCAGCCCGCACCCCUGGCUCCUUACUGAGGAGACCCCACACUGAGAAGGGUCCUUCCGGUGGUCCCAGGUUUAGGAGGCCUGAGCCUGGGCUCCUGUCCACGGCAGUUCAGAUCAGACCCCGCAUCUGUCCUUUCCUUCUGCCAGCUGCACACACCUCUGAGGGCGCCCUGCCAUGGGGGCUCCCCUAGCAGUGGAAGAAGGUGGGUGGAGGUGGGGCACCUCCGCUCCCACCCCCGCUGCUGGAAUGAGAGCCCCGGGAGGGCAGGUUUGUCUGUGUUGGCCACCGAUGUCUGUCUCCAGCGCACAGCAGGCUUCAGGCAUAUAACCACGUGCGGAAAGAAGGCGUCGGUCACGGCAUCUUCUCUCUGCUCUCCACGCCGCCGUCCACGCAUCCUCCCAUUCACGCAGCACCUGCUUGCUGAGCGCGGACCCUGCGCGUGGCCGCCCCGCCCCGGCCUCUGGCCCCUGGUAGCGAGCUCAAGGACAACCCCAGCCGGGGCUCCGAACAGGGCGCGCCGAGCCCCGCGCAGGCCCCGGGGCGCCCCAGGGGAGCCGCCUCGUCUCUGUUCAAACCCAGACGGCCGGAGGCUCUCGGAGCUCCGCUUCUGCCUUCGAGCCGAGUCAGCUGGGUCUGGGGGGAGGACCGGGCGCCAGCGCAGGGCUGCAGCAGUGGGGAGGGCCGCGGAGAUCCUGGCCGCGGCCGGGCCUUGGGAGGCGCCUCUCGUUGCGGCCCCUAGCCCCUGCGGCCCCUAGCCCCCUAGCCCCGGCAGCAAGCACCUCCUCCGCGGCGCGGUCAGCUCCCCAGCUCGCUCCACCCCG